AUGGGUAAGUGUGUUUCAAAAGACAAAAGUGAAAGCAAAGCUAGCUGUUUUGGGAAGAAAAAAAAGAAAAGAGAGGACGAAAUCAUUUUGACGUCAAUUCAGACUGAAGGACCAAGAAACCAAGUUUUUGUGUAUCCCAGAACCACUUUGAUGAGAAAAAACGUUGAAAAUUUAGAAACUCAAGAAGACCAGUCUUCGCUGCAAAAAUCUAUUCUGGACCCUUUGAUUACUCCACAGCUAAGCGAUUCAGAAUCGAAACAACAAGAAAUUAGAGCCAAAAGGCAUCAUCACCAUAGAUCAAUUACAAAAAUUUCUCUAGAUUUCGAUCAAAUUUCCCAAUUGCAAACUGAGCAAAGUAUGCUUCUAAGGAUAAGCAAAAGUCUUCAUGAGCUUGCCAGGGCUUAUCACAGAGAAGAAAACUAUUUUCCAAGCCUAGAACUUCUCCACUUAUCAGGGGAAAUUUAUAUGCAUCUUGGGAUGUAUGAUAAAUAUAACAUAACAGUCUCCGAUCUUAUAUUGGCUACUAUAAUGGAAUUCAGCCCAGCGCUAAAUCAUCAAAUCCCAGUAGUUGUUGACCCAAUGGACGAGAGGACUACUAUUAUAGUAAAUUAUUGGAAUUUUGCAACACAUAAAGAAAUGACUGUUUCACAAGAAAUUUUGAAGAAAUAUUCUAUUGGAAAUAUCGCGAAUUUAUUAGAGGCUGCUAAAAAAUACGAUAAUUCGAGGAUUGAGUAUAAAAACCUGCCUGACUCACUGAUAGAAAUUGCCCAUAUGUUUAGGAUAUGGCUAGGGUCGCCAUGUGACGCUUUAAAUUUCUAUGAAGAAGCUUUAAUUUUAGACCCAGAAAAUUCCAAAAUUCAUCUAUAUUUAGGUUUGACUUAUAAAGCCUUAGGAAAUAUAGAAAAAACUAUCAAUCACUAUAUAAAUGGUAUCAACAUAAACCCAGACUCCAGCGACUGCUAUUUCAACCUAGGGAACAUUUACUGUGAAGAGCUCCACGACUAUGAAGAAGCUGAAAAAUGCUACAUUGAAGCAUUAAAUGCUUUAAAACGCACCAAAGACAGCUUGGUCACCGCUGAUAAAAUUAAUGACAUGCUAAAAAAAAUACAUAUUUUAAUAUAA
Molecule: messenger RNA, 1122 nt
Organism: Blepharisma stoltei
Lineage: Eukaryota; Ciliophora; Heterotrichea; Heterotrichida; Blepharismidae
Source: the annotation of a GenBank genome assembly